ACUCAUUUUUUAUUUGUUGUGGGUCGGGACUGGGAGGCUUGAGAGGGAUAUCUGGGCGGGGCGAUAGAAUGGCCGACGGUUGUUUGGGUCCCGCGGCAUGUAAGGUGUUACAGUUUUCACUUCCCUUACGCUUCAACCCCACUGCUGCUUCUGCUGCUGCUGCUAUUGCUAUUGCUUCUUCCUCUUCUACUUGUUCUAGAUCAAUCUCGAUGACAUCGCCACGUUCCACCGCUCUCCAUGCCUCUGUAAAUCCCUCCCAGCCUUCCUUGCUUGUUUUCUCAGGUGGAACUGCAUUUAAUGGUGUUGUGGAAGAUCUCAAAAAGCUCACAACUCGAGUGGCACAUGUACUUCCUGUUUCUGAUGAUGGAGGAAGUACAGCCGAAAUUGUUCGUGUCCUUGGUGGUCCAGCUGUUGGAGACAUAAGGUCAAGAUGUCUGAGAUUGUCUGAUGAAAGUACUUCUGAAGCUUUAGCAGUGCGAACAUUGCUUGGUCACCGCCUACCUCUUGAUGCUCUACUAGCCAAAUCAGAGUGGUACCGUAUUGUAGAAGGGGAGCACCCUCUAUGGAAAGGCGUAUCAAGACCGUAUAGGGAAACAAUUCGAGCUUUCCUGGCUUACUUUCAAAAUCAGAUCCUUCGGAGGUCAAGCGAAUCUUUUUGUUUCAGCAAUGGGAGCAUUGGGAAUUUCUUCUUUGCAGGGGCACGCAUAUUCUUCCAGUCUUUAGAUGCUGCAAUAUUUUUGUUUUCUCGUGUUUCUGGCAUUCCCACUGAAAGUCUUGUUCUACCCGUGAUUUCCACCAAUGACAGGCUUACAUUAGGAUGUGAGUUAUGGGAUGGAACUAUAAUACGUGGUCAGAAUGAAAUAUCUCAUCCAACAAAGGGAUCUAUGGAACCUAUAAACAAGGAAUGUUCUUCGGUUCAGGCACUUCCUUCAAGAAUAAAGCGAGUAUUCUACAUGUCAAGUGAGGGCAAAAAUUUGUUGCAUGAGGUCUUCCCCACAGCCAACCCUACUGUCUUGGAGCAGUUGAGUGAAGUAGAUUGCAUUGUCUAUGCUAUGGGUUCACUUUUUACUUCCAUCUGCCCUUCACUGGUAUUACUUGGGAUUGGGGAGAUCAUUUCCUCAAGAUCUUGUCUGAAGGUACUCUUGUUGAAUGGUUCACAUGAUCGAGAAACCAGUGGAUUCUCUGCUUCAUGCUUUGUAACUGCCAUCACAGAUGCUUUAAAUAGAACAUAUGGAGAUUCAAACAAUUGUCUGAAUAACCUUCCAAGUGAUUACAUCAAUGCCCUGCUGGUGCCCAGGGAUGGUCAAAUUCCAGUAGAUGUUCAGAAUUUGGCUGCCCAAGGAAUAUUUCAUGUGAUCACUGUUGAUUCCAUUUAUGAUCCCAAAGUAGGGCCAACUUUUGAUUCCAAGUCACUAAUCAAGGCUCUCACAGAUUUGAUUGGUGAAUACAUGAGCAUGCUUUAAGUACCAUUUCUGGUAUCUGGGAGAAAAGUGAAGAAGAAAUAUGAAGUGGUGUCUCUCUAACCAUGCCUUUUCACAGGGUCAAUUUGGCUUGAUUCUUUACAAGAUGUGAUGAAAUAUGAGCAUGGGUAGCACAACUUUAUGGGAAGAUUUCAGUGCAAGAAAGGCUCUGUGUCUCGUAUCUUUCCAAGCAGUGAUCCUGAAACGACAUACCUGAGUUGUGAGUGUCAAUAUCAAUCAAACAGAAUAGGCUCAAGAUAACCUGUUUUCUUAUCUCCUAUCUUAUUAUUACAUUGCCCUAUAUUCAAAUAAGUGUUGUAUCUAUUCUUUUAUAUAAGCCUGGAGUCUGUACACACUUGUUUUAGGUUAUCCUGUGAUAUGAAAUCAUCUCAGAAAAGUUCCUUCAAAGGGAAAAUUAGUGAUGAAAAAAAUAAAAAGUUAUUCCCACUUUGUGCUGCGUUUGUUUUCUCAUCACUGGAAAA
Nelumbo nucifera (sacred lotus) is the source of this 1942-nucleotide messenger RNA. It is a transcript of the gene MEE18, whose product is annotated as maternal effect embryo arrest 18. The record is from RefSeq and is a predicted model, not a curated record. Gene Ontology annotation, molecular function: LPPG:FO 2-phospho-L-lactate transferase activity. NCBI's taxonomy places the organism in Eukaryota, Viridiplantae, Streptophyta, Magnoliopsida, Proteales, Nelumbonaceae.